Molecule: messenger RNA, 2031 nt
Organism: Plasmopara halstedii
Lineage: Eukaryota; Oomycota; Peronosporomycetes; Peronosporales; Peronosporaceae
Product: tkl protein kinase
Exons: 1
Coding region: 1-2031 (676 amino acids)
Biological process (GO): protein phosphorylation
Molecular function (GO): ATP binding; protein kinase activity
Source: RefSeq, a predicted model, not a curated record
AUGCGUUUAAUCUUGUGUGUCAUCUAUCUGCUCCAAUGCUGCAAAGUUUGUGAUGCUGAAAGUGACAUCGUAGCUCGACUUUAUGCAUUGGAAAAUGCUGGUGUUUCUGUGGCUAAACUUCCACUUCAAUCCAAUGCACUUCCAAACGCCAUUUCAAAGCGAUUACUCAGCUAUUCACUUACUUGGAAUGAUCUCUCAGGUUUAAUGCAACGUGCAUUAUUAUGGGAUACUGGAUUUGUCUUUGCUUCAUCUCUAAGUUCAGUGUCCACCGAUGUUCAAGAUCAUCUCAAACUUGUUCAAAUCUUUACAUCCUGCAGUCAAGGGAUGAACGACAUCUUACCAUCUGUAGCCGAAAUUAGGAUCCUUCAAUCUGCAGGACCAAGUCCAAGUUGUCAAGUGGAAACUUGCGGGUCAAUAGGCCAUUUUCUCUCUCCACUCUGUCCCGUUGAAAUUGUCCUCCCAUUAACACGGUGUGCAAUUUACACAUCUGAUAUGGAUGGACAAGAUCAAGUUUCAGGAGUUUAUUAUGCUCAAGAUGGACGUAGUCCAAGUAUUCCUAAUCCAAUUAUACGACGACAUACUUCCAUUCAUACAAAUGUGAAUCAAUCACUUUUUGCGAUUCAUCUCUCUGACAUUUCAUUUCUUGGUCUCAAAUCUUGUGAACCAUAUACAAAUUUUAUCGUGCCAUGUCGAGGAAUUGAAAAUAGUAAUCUUCCAUUUGAGAAUACUACUAUAACCAACGACAUAAUAUUAUGUCCAGCAACUUAUGGUGUUACUAUGACAUUAUGGCUUCAAUUGACGUCCAUGCCAUCAUUUGCCCCAUUUUCAACAUCAGCAAUUGUGUCAUUAACUAUAAUGACAUUUUUUUGUGUCAUUUUACUUGUUUACAUUUGUUAUUGUACUCAAUCUCGUACGUGGGUACAAAAAAGUUAUGAAAAUGUACGACUAGACGACAAAUGGGACGAUCAAACACAAUCUCACUCGUCUAAUAUUCUACGUCGAUUCUUCACUCGAAGAACGAAACGAAAGACUCAUAACCAUCUCACUUCAAUAGAAAAUCUCCAACAAUAUACUCGUGAACUUCCAGAAGGAACAACACACGUCGAAGUGACGGAAUUCAAUCAUGAAAUAUGUCAACAAAGUGUCAUUUUAUCAACUUUUGUCUCCGAUCCAACAAUCAUAACAAAACGAAUUGCUUUCUCUCAUUUACAUCGUUUACGUUUAUUAGCGAAAGGAGGAAGUGGAGAAGUGUGGCUUGGACAAUAUGAAACUCAAUAUGUUGCAAUGAAAUGUUUAUUAUCAUUAAAACGAAAAGAUUUUCAAGCAUUAGAACAAUUUGCUGAAGAAAUUCGAAUGGCUUCACUCUUGGAACAUCCACGAAUUGUAACUUUCUUUGGUGUAGCAUGGCAUUCUCUUUGGCAUUUAUGUGCUAUCACCGAAUAUAUGGCAUAUGGAGAUUUAGAAACAGUAUUAACUCAUUCCAAUUCUCGAAAUGAAUUUUCAUGGAAACGAGAAAAGUUUCAAAUUGCUUGUGAUAUUAUUGAAGCACUUGUUUAUCUUCAUUCUCUUCUUCCAAUUGUCAUUCAUCGUGAUUUAAAAUCCAAAAAUGUAUUACUUGAUCGAUAUCUUCAUGCAAAAUUAAGUGACUUUGGUUUAAGUCGUGAACGAUCAAUUGAAGAUACCAUGACAAAUGGAAUUGGGACAAUUUUAUGGACUGCUCCGGAAAUUCUAGAAGGAAAACGAUAUGAUGAAACAAGUGAUUUAUGGUCUUUUGGUGUUGUAUUAUCAGAAAUUGAUACCUGUGCUUUACCUUAUGGAUUUACUCGUCAUACGAAAAUGCAGAGUAUUCAAAUUGUUCAUUUCGUUUCGAAAGGUCAAUUAUUACCAACUUUUCAAGAUGAUUGUCCAAAAGAAAUUCGUGAAUUAGCUUUUCGAUGUUUAAAUUUGGAUCCAAAAGCACGUCCUACAGCAUUAACAGUCGCUUAUGAAUUACGUUCAAUCAUUGCACCAUUAAUUUUAUCACUUGAUUGA